CCAAGGCCAACAGUACAGGCCGAGGAUGGCAUUUCUGCAGAAGAUCGAAGUCCUAGUGAAGGACAUGCAGAACCCGGAGACGGGGGUCAGAAUGCAGAGCCAGAAGGUUCUGGUCACCAGUGUCCCUCACGCCAUGACAGGAAGUGACGUUCUACAGUGGAUCGCCCAGCGGCUUUGGAUCUCUAAUCUGGAGGCACAGAACUUGGGCAACUUUAUUGUCAAGUAUGGCUACAUUUACCCCCUGCAAGAUCCCAGGAAUCUCGUUCUCAAGCCUGACAACAGCCUCUACCGAUUUCAGACGCCGUAUUUCUGGCCCACCCAGCAGUGGCCAGCUGAAGAUACAGACUAUGCCAUCUAUUUAGCCAAGCGAAAUAUGAAGAAGAAAGGGAUUUUAGAAGAAUAUGAAAAGCCGGGAAUGAACAAUGUGCUGGACUAUGGCCUGGACCGAGUGACCAAUCCGAAUGAAGUCCAGGUAAACCAGAAACAAACAAUCACUGCUGUCAGAAAAGAGAUUAUGUAUUACCAACAGGCCUUAAUGAGGUCCACUGUGAAGUCUUCAGUGUCCCUCGGAGGGAUCGUCAAAUACAGUGAGCAGUUUUUGUCCAAUGACGCCAUCAUGUCAGGCUGCCUCCCUAGCAAUCCUUGGAUAACAGAUGACACCCAGUUCUGGGACUUAAAUGCCAAAUUGGUAGAGAUCCCAACCAAAAUGCGGGUGGAACGAUGGGCCUUCAACUUCAGUGAACUGAUCCGAGACCCCAAGGGCCGGCAGAGCUUCCAGUACUUUCUCAAGAAAGAAUUCAGUGGGGAGAAUCUGGGAUUCUGGGAAGCCUGUGAAGAUCUGAAGUACGGAGAUCAGUCCAAGGUCAAGGAGAAAGCAGAGGAGAUUUACAAGCUCUUCUUGGCCCCAGGGGCGAGACGAUGGAUAAACAUAGAUGGCAAAACCAUGGACAUCACCGUCAAGGGGCUGCGGCAUCCCCACCGUUACGUGCUGGAUGCAGCGCAAACGCACAUCUACAUGCUCAUGAAGAAGGAUUCUUAUGCUCGCUACUUAAAAUCUCCAAUCUAUAAGGAAAUGCUGGCCAAAGCUAUUGAACCUCAGGGAACUACCAAGAGAAGCUCCAGCCUCCCGUUUAUGCGGCGCCACCUACGCUCCAGCCCGAGCCCCGUCAUCCUGAGGCAGCUGGAAGAAGAAGCCAAGGCUCGAGAAGCUGCCAGCACAGUGGACAUCACCCAGCCGGGCCAGCACACUGCUCCCAGCCCUCACCUGGCCGUGUACACCGGGACCUGCGUGCCCCCCUCUCCUUCCAGCCCCUUCUCCCCAUCCUGCCGCUCCCCCAGGAGGCCCUUCCCCUCACCGGGCCGCUUCAUCCGGAGGCCCAGCAGCGCCAUCUGCCCCUCGCCCAUUAGGGUGGCCUCGGAGAGCUCUGAGCAGAAGGGGGAGGCCAGCGGAUCCAGUGCCUGCCCGGGGCCCUCCGACACUGACAGGAGCGAGGUCUUGGCCGCCGAGCACCCCUGGCCCCGGCCCCAGCCCAAGGCCCCGCCCAAGGCCCGCAUGGCUCUGUCCUUCAGCAGGUUUCUGAGACGGGGCUGUUUAGCUUCCCCCGUCUUUGCCAGGCUCUCGCCCAAGUGCCCCCCUGUGUCCCACGGGAAGGUGCAGCCCCUGGGGGAUGUGGGCCAGCAGCUGCCACGACUGAAAUCCAGGAGAGUAGCGAACUUUUUCCAGAUCAAAAUGGAUGUGCCUACGCAGAGUGGGACCUGCCUGAUGGACUCAGAGGACGCCGGGACAGGAGAAUCGGGUGACCAGGCCAUAGAGAAGGAGGUCAUCUGCCCCUGGGAGAACCUGGCCGAGGCGAAAGCUAGCUGAGCCAGGGGCCUUGGACCAAGAAGACUCUCCUGGCAGACUCCGCCAGAGGGGACCAUGGGCAUGCUUGCUCUCGAAACAAAGGCCAUUACGAUCACAUUUGGGGGCCAGAGAGACAAGAUGGGAUGGAUUAUGGGGAGAUGUGCGCUGGCUGGGGUCCUGAUGGCCAAUUCCUACCCUUCCUCCUGACCUUCCCUCCCUUGGGCAGAAGAAAGGCAUGUGGACCAGAUGACUAUACUUGCUGCCUUAAAACCGAUAAAAG
Molecule: messenger RNA, 2123 nt
Organism: Neomonachus schauinslandi (Hawaiian monk seal)
Lineage: Eukaryota; Metazoa; Chordata; Mammalia; Carnivora; Phocidae
Gene: RGS9
Product: regulator of G protein signaling 9
Exons: 17
Coding region: 26-1864 (612 amino acids)
Biological process (GO): intracellular signal transduction; regulation of G protein-coupled receptor signaling pathway; G protein-coupled receptor signaling pathway
Source: RefSeq, a predicted model, not a curated record